AUGACUUCUCCGAUCGCAGAUUUUAACAGGAAGAGAGAUGAGGAUUCAGUCGAAGAGCUUUCUCCAUUUUGGGGAAUAGAAAAAGGCAUAGUACUGCAAGAAGCUCGUUGUUUCAACGAUCCACAGUUGGAUGCACGUAAAUGCCAACAGGUGAUCACAAAGCUUCUAUACCUGCAUGUUCAAGGGGAGUUUUUCACAAAAACAGAGAUAACAGAGAUCUUCUUUUCAGUAACAAAGUUGUUUCAGUCGAAAAAUAACAAUCUCAGAAGGAUGCUCUAUCUCAUCAUAAAGGAGAUUUGUCCAACCUCUGACGAAGUUAUUAUCGUUACUUCAUCGUUGAUGAAAGAUAUGAACAGUAAAGUUGAUCUAUACCGAGCCAACGCGAUUCGUGUUCUUUGUUGCAUAGCGGACUCAGCAAUACUAGGCCAGAUCGAGCGUUACCUGAAACAAGCGAUAGUUGACCGGAGUGAUGCCGUGUCUUCUGCUGCCUUGAUAUCAGCAACGCAUUUGUCACUUGCAGAUGUUGAUAUCGUGCGCCGAUGGAGCAGCGAAAUCCAAGAGGCAGUCAAUUCGUCUUCUCCUGAGGUACAGUUUCAUGCCUUGGGGCUUCUGUACGAGAUUCGUAAAUUCGAUAGACUCUCAAUCAACAAGCUAGUCGCGCAAUUGACCCGAACACAACUUAGAUCCCCGUUAGCACAGUGUUUGCUUAUCAGGUAUGUUUCAGAAGUGAUUAAAGACAGUGCGGAAGAUACUGUGGCUCCACUGCACACGUUUCUACAGAGCUGCAUGAGGCAUAAAUCAGAAAUUGUCGUCUUUGAAAGCAUACGUGCAAUCACGUCUCAACAUGACUUGGAAGCGCACCAAUUGGUGUCGGUUGUGAACGUUCUCCAGCUCCUGCUAUCGUCACCGAAACCAAGUUCACGCUUUGCCGCGAUGAGAGUUAUCAAUAAAUUGGCUUUUCUAUUCCCAGAUCUGAUAUCAAACUGCAACGCUGAUAUCGAAAAUCUCAUAUCUGACGAGAACAAGUCAAUAGCUACUCUGGCCAUAACCACAUUGUUGAAGACAGGCGGCGAUGCUGCGGUUGAACGUCUGUUAGCUCGCAUUCAUUCGUUUAUGUCAGAGAUUCAAGACGAGUUCAAGAUAAUGAUAAUAGAGGCAGUGCGAAUAACGUGUAUACGAUGUGCCCAUAAGUAUCGCAUUUUGCUAUCAUUCUUGUCCACGUAUUUGCGCGAAGAAGGAGGGUUCGAGUACAAACAAUCAAUCGUGCGAUCUAUUGUGCAACUAUUUAACGCAAUACCAGAGGCAAAGGAACUUUCACUUUCUUAUCUAUCAGAGUUCAUUGAAGACUGUGAAUACACGCAGCUUUCAUGCGAAGUGCUGUAUUUACUCGGAAAAGAGACACCAUACACGACUGAUCCUGGAAAGUAUCUGAGAUACAUCUACAAUAGGGUGAUUCUUGAGAAUCCUUCCAUUCGAGCGGCCUCUAUUUCGGCAAUGGCGAGCAUCGCUGUGCAUUGCGAGAUGUUAAAGGGACGUGUCUUAGUACUUUUGCGCCGCUGUCUUUUCGAUAGUGAUGAUGAAGUUCGAGAUCGAGCGUGCGCAUCAAUUGCACUCCUUGAGAAGGCAUCUGCUCAGAAAGCUGGAUCCCUUACAACACACACAACUGAAGCUUUCGAAAAUGUGUUACUCAAAUACUGCCAGUCAAACUCAGAUGAACCUAUUGAUCUGCAGACUAUCGUCACUUCAAGUUCGGCAAACAGUGAGUCUACUAAUAGCGCUUCGGUUCUCGAACAAGAACACGUGAUUUCUGACAUCUCAUACUCAAAUAUAGCUUCAGUGCCAUAUUUUGCAACGUGUGGCGACGUUUUCAAGAGCUCUAUGAAAAUUGAUCUGACAGAAGACGAAACUGAAUACAAAAUAUCGUGUGUCAAGCACAUCUUUGAUAGUCAUAUCGUCUUCGAAUUCAUUUGCAGCAACACUAUCAAAGAGCAAGCAUUGACAAAUGUGACUGUCGCUAUGGAGGCGUUGGGUACAAGUGGGCUCUUAGAGCCGACUGUGCUGCCUCUUAAUGUUAUGCCACUUACGUCGUAUGGGUCAACAUUUGUUGUGUUCGAUCAUGAAGUCGGCACACAGGUAGAAGAAAGAUUCGCUUGUACGUUGAAGUUUGUUUCGAAAGAGAUUGACCCUAUCACUGGGGCACUCGAAGAUGAUGGUUACGAAGAUGAGUACUCAAUAGAAGAUGUUGAGCUUCUUGCUACUGACUUCAUGCGUAGUGCUCGGGUUCAAGAAUUCAGUCAAGUCUGGAGCGAAAGUGAAUCUUACGUCGAGAACACUUUUUCAAAUAUCGUCCUGCCUCAUGAUACGGUUGAAAAAUCUGUGAGUCAUUUUUCUUCACUGCUUGGCUUCAGUCCGUGCAUUGGGAAAACUGUCACGCGUAAUGCAACUUUGCACACCGCGUGUUUUGCCGCAGAAUUGUCAACUGGGGAGCAUGUACUCAUUAAAAUUGCACUAAGUAUGGAAUCGCAGUCGAGCGUGACCGCAACCGUCACCUGCCGAGCUCCUCAAGCGCAGCUUUGUAACCAAGUACUUAGCGUAAUCACUUGUUAG
Messenger RNA from Ostreococcus lucimarinus CCE9901, 2607 nucleotides. RefSeq names its product Coatomer gamma subunit (gene CopG). Gene Ontology annotation, molecular function: structural molecule activity. Gene Ontology annotation, biological process: endoplasmic reticulum to Golgi vesicle-mediated transport; protein secretion; intracellular protein transport. NCBI's taxonomy places the organism in Eukaryota, Viridiplantae, Chlorophyta, Mamiellophyceae, Mamiellales, Bathycoccaceae. The transcript has a single exon. The record is from RefSeq and is a predicted model, not a curated record. Bases 1 to 2607 code for a protein of 868 amino acids. Gene Ontology annotation, cellular component: COPI vesicle coat; Golgi membrane; endoplasmic reticulum-Golgi intermediate compartment.